AUGGUCACAGCAUUUCCAUCAUCUACCAGCUCCUCCAACGGCGGGCCACUGAACGUAUCGUCAUUGGCCUACAGCAAGCGAACAAGUAGCUUUCUCGAUGGUCCUGUCGAUCACAACAACAACAACAACAACAACUGUACCUACUCUUACUUUACCUUACCUGCACUGCAUUGGAAAGAAAGUUCGCCCAUUUUAUCACGUCAUCGAAUCAAAAACCCUCACUCAGGUCCCAAGACAUGA
Molecule: messenger RNA, 240 nt
Organism: Morchella importuna
Lineage: Eukaryota; Fungi; Ascomycota; Pezizomycetes; Pezizales; Morchellaceae
Exons: 4
Coding region: 1-240 (79 amino acids)
Source: RefSeq, a predicted model, not a curated record